Sciurus carolinensis (gray squirrel) is the source of this 4286-nucleotide messenger RNA. It is a transcript of the gene Fgfr2, whose product is annotated as fibroblast growth factor receptor 2. The transcript has 18 exons. Gene Ontology annotation, biological process: fibroblast growth factor receptor signaling pathway; positive regulation of kinase activity; protein phosphorylation. Gene Ontology annotation, cellular component: signaling receptor complex; membrane. Lineage: Eukaryota; Metazoa; Chordata; Mammalia; Rodentia; Sciuridae. Gene Ontology annotation, molecular function: ATP binding; fibroblast growth factor receptor activity; fibroblast growth factor binding. The record is from RefSeq and is a predicted model, not a curated record. Bases 249 to 2774 code for a protein of 841 amino acids.
GAGCCUGUGCGCCCCCCGGGACCCGAGGACCGCUCUCCCGCUGGAGUUUCACCCCCGAGCUCGUCGCCUGCUGCAUCCCGACCCACGCCGGGCUUCGGGACAGCACAGACCGAGGAGGAGCCUUGCCAUUCAAGUGGCUGCUGCAGCAGCACAGCAGGGAGCCUAGCCCCGCCGCAGCGCCCUGCCUGCUGAGCCCCCCGUGGGCUGAGGCCCUGCCGGCGGUCCAUGCUCCUGGAGGAAGUGUGCAGAUGGGAUUAACGUCCACAUGGAGAUAUGGAAGAGGACUGGGGAUUGGCACCGUAACCAUGGUCAACUGGGGUCGGUUCAUCUGCCUGGUCGUGGUCACCAUGGCAACCUUGUCCCGGGCCCGGCCCUCCUUCAAUUUAGUUGAGGAUACCACGAUAGAGCCGGAAGAGCCACCAACCAAAUACCAAAUCUCCCAGCCAGAAGUGUACGUGGCCGCGCCAGGGGAGCCGCUAGAGCUGCGCUGCCUGUUGAGAGAUGCCGCCACCAUCAGUUGGACUAAGGACGGGGUUCACUUGGGGCCCAACAAUAGGACAGUGCUUAUUGGGGAGUACUUGCAGGUGAAAGGUGCCACGCCUAGAGACUCCGGCCUCUAUGCUUGUACUGCCGCUAGGACUGUAGACAGUGAGACUUGGUACUUCAUGGUGAAUGUCACAGAUGCCAUCUCAUCCGGAGAUGACGAGGACGACACAGACGGCUCCGAGGACUUUGUCAGUGAGAACAGUAACAACAAGAGAGCACCGUACUGGACCAACACGGAGAAGAUGGAGAAGCGACUACAUGCGGUCCCUGCUGCCAACACGGUCAAGUUCCGCUGCCCAGCUGGGGGGAGCCCAACACCCACCAUGAGGUGGCUGAAGAACGGGAAGGAGUUUAAGCAGGAACACCGCAUUGGAGGCUACAAGGUACGAAACCAGCACUGGAGUCUUAUUAUGGAAAGCGUGGUCCCCUCCGACAAAGGGAAUUACACGUGUGUGGUAGAGAACGAGUACGGGUCCAUCAAUCACACCUACCACCUCGACGUCGUCGAGCGAUCCCCCCACCGGCCCAUCCUCCAGGCUGGACUGCCGGCGAACGCCUCCACGGUGGUUGGCGGGGAUGUGGAGUUCGUGUGCAAAGUGUACAGUGACGCCCAGCCCCACAUCCAGUGGAUCAAGCACGUCGAAAAGAACGGCAGUAAAUAUGGGCCCGACGGGCUGCCCUACCUCAAGGUUCUGAAGCACUCGGGGAUAAAUAGUUCCAAUGCAGAAGUGCUGGCUCUGUUCAAUGUGACUGAGGCGGACGCUGGGGAAUAUAUAUGUAAGGUCUCCAAUUAUAUAGGGCAGGCCAACCAGUCUGCCUGGCUCACUGUCCUGCCAAAACAGCAAGCUCCCGUAAGAGAGAAGGAGAUCACGGCUUCCCCAGAUUACCUGGAGAUAGCCAUUUACUGCGUAGGGGUCUUCCUCAUCGCCUGUAUGGUGGUGACAGUCAUCCUCUGCCGAAUGAAGACCACCACCAAGAAGCCAGACUUCAGCAGCCAACCCGCUGUGCACAAGCUGACCAAGCGCAUCCCCCUGCGGAGACAGGUAACAGUUUCUGCAGAGUCCAGCUCAUCCAUGAACUCCAAUACCCCGCUGGUGAGGAUAACGACACGUCUGUCCUCAGCGGCCGACACCCCGAUGCUGGCCGGGGUCUCUGAGUACGAGCUGCCAGAGGACCCAAAAUGGGAGUUCCCCAGAGACAAGCUGACGUUGGGCAAACCCCUGGGGGAAGGUUGCUUUGGGCAAGUGGUCAUGGCUGAAGCAGUGGGAAUCGACAAAGACAAGCCCAAGGAGGCGGUCACCGUGGCAGUGAAGAUGUUGAAAGAUGAUGCCACAGAGAAGGACCUGUCUGACCUGGUGUCGGAGAUGGAGAUGAUGAAGAUGAUGGGGAAGCACAAAAACAUCAUCAACCUUCUUGGAGCUUGCACGCAGGACGGGCCGCUCUAUGUCAUAGUUGAGUACGCUUCGAAAGGCAACCUCCGGGAGUACCUUCGAGCCCGCAGGCCCCCCGGCAUGGAAUAUUCCUAUGACAUUAACCGCGUGCCCGAGGAGCAGAUGACCUUCAAGGACUUGGUGUCGUGCACCUACCAACUGGCCAGAGGCAUGGAGUACUUGGCUUCCCAAAAAUGCAUUCAUCGAGAUUUAGCAGCCAGAAAUGUUUUGGUAACAGAAAAUAAUGUGAUGAAAAUAGCAGACUUUGGACUGGCCAGAGAUAUCAACAACAUAGACUAUUACAAGAAGACCACGAACGGGCGGCUUCCCGUCAAGUGGAUGGCUCCUGAGGCCCUUUUCGACAGAGUGUAUACACACCAGAGUGACGUCUGGUCCUUCGGGGUGUUAAUGUGGGAGAUCUUCACCUUAGGGGGCUCGCCCUACCCAGGGAUUCCCGUGGAGGAACUCUUUAAGCUGCUGAAGGAAGGACACAGGAUGGAUAAGCCAGCCAACUGCACCAAUGAGCUGUACAUGACGAUGAGGGAUUGCUGGCAUGCCGUGCCCUCGCAGAGACCCACGUUCAAGCAGUUGGUGGAGGACCUGGACCGGAUCCUCACUCUCACAACCAAUGAGGACUACUUGGACCUCAGUCAGCCUCUCGAGCAGUAUUCUCCUAGUUACCCCGACACAAGGAGCUCUUGUUCUUCAGGGGAUGACUCUGUGUUUUCUCCGGACCCUAUGCCUUACGAACCUUGUCUGCCUCAGUUUCCACACAUAAAUGGCAGCAUUAAAACAUGAACGAGUGUGUCUUCCUGUCCCCGCACAGGGCCGCGCCUGGAACCUACCUACACUGAGCAGACAGGCCUUCUCUCCCAGGGCCUGUUGUCUCCACUUGUAUAUAUGGAUCAGAGGAGUAAAUAAUUGGAAAAGGAAUCGGCACACGUGUAGAGAUUUAUACAGUUGAAAACCUGUCAUCUUCGCCAGAAGGGUGUUUUCUGGAGCAGUGAACAGCCACGAGCCACUGCCCCUCCUACCCCGACCCACUGUGGGUACUGACUGUGCCCCCUUGGACUCAAGGCAGACACAUUCUGCCUUCCUUGUUAAUUUUGUAAUAAUUGGAGAAAAUAUAUGUCAGCACACACUUACAGAGCACAAAUGCAGUAUAUAGGUGCUGGAUGUAUGUAAAUAUAUUCAAAUUAUGUAUAAAUAUAUAUUAUAUAUUUACAAGGAAUUAUUUUUUGUAUUGAUUUUAAAUGGAUGUCCCAAUGCACCUAGAAAAUUGGUCUCUCCUUUUUUUUUUUUUUUUUUUUUUAAUAGUUAUUUGCUAAAUGCUGUUCUUAUACAGAAUUUCUUAAUUUUCACCAAGCAGAGGUGGGAAAAAUACUUUUGCUUUCAGGGAAAAUGGUAUAACAUUAAUUUAUUAAUGAAUUGGUAAUAUACAAAAGCAAUUAAUCAUUUAUAGUUUUUUGGUAAUUUAAGUGGCAUUUCUAUGCGGGCAGCACAGUGGACUAGUUAAUCUAUUGCUUGGACUUAACUAGUUAUCAGAUCCUUUGAGAACAGAAAUAUUUACGAUAUAUGACUAACUUGGGGAAACAGAAGUUUUGAUUUAUUUGUGUUUAAACUCUGCUGUCAGAUGAUUUUAUGCUUAAACCACCUGAAUGCCCAUAUAACAGGAAGCUGUUCAUAGGAAGGUGUUUGGUGUUGGUAUGCAGCUCUGUCUGUGGCCAGUGCUGCUUUUAGCUGGCUUUCCCAAGACACAUAGUACCAGCGCCCUUGCUCAAAGAUGCCUUAAUCCAUUCCUCGAGGACAGACUUCAGCUGGAACCCUAGGACACGGGUUCUCUCUGGCAGCUGGCCUUCUGCCCCUGAGUCGCACAUUUGUCAGAUGAGCCUGCGUCCUCCUCAGUGCAUUUCGAUAAUGGCUUCCAGGUUCUUUGGCAUCAGAGAAGCCUUUUAGGAUCUUCAAAGAACCAUCAUAGAAAAUGGAAACACAGAAAUGCUCUGCUGAGAGUUGGGGGCUGCUUCCAUCUUCUUAAGGGCUUGCUUCCGUCUGCUGCUGACAAGACCUCACCUCAAGAUCCGGCCCAUCAGACAGAAUAGCUCCAUCUUGUUCAUUCUGUAUGAAAGUGUUGUGUUUUGCUUGGGAAACACCCACUCACUUUGUGAUAGCCAUGCAACAUGAAUGCAGAAGAACUGAUUUUAUGUGUUAUGAAAUUGGAGAAAGUAUUUAAUAAAACCUGUUAAUUUUUAUACUGACAAUAAAAAUGUUUCUACAGAUAUUAAUGUUAACAAGACAAAAUAAAUGUCACAC